This is a messenger RNA of Pseudozyma flocculosa PF-1, 3396 nucleotides long. RefSeq lists its product as uncharacterized. The transcript is spliced from 3 exons. The record is from RefSeq and is a predicted model, not a curated record. Gene Ontology annotation, molecular function: ATP binding; tRNA binding; 18S rRNA cytidine N-acetyltransferase activity. Gene Ontology annotation, biological process: rRNA acetylation involved in maturation of SSU-rRNA. NCBI's taxonomy places the organism in Eukaryota, Fungi, Basidiomycota, Ustilaginomycetes, Ustilaginales, Ustilaginaceae. Gene Ontology annotation, cellular component: nucleolus; 90S preribosome. The coding region runs from base 1 to 3396 and encodes 1131 amino acids.
AUGAGGAAGCAGCUGGACCCGCGCAUCCCCACGCUGAUCCGCAACAAUGUGGCGCUCAACCACCGCUCCUUUUUCGUCCUCGUCGGCGACAAGGCCAGGGACCAGGUGGUGAAUCUCCACUUUCUCCUCGCCCAGUCGCGCGUACAGAGCCGCCCCAACGUGCUCUGGUGCUACAAGCGCGACCUCGGCUUCACCUCGCACCGCAAGAAGCGCGAGCAAAAGAUCAAAAACGACAUCAAGCGCGGCAUCCGCGAAAAGGGCGAGGGCACCCCCUUUGAGCUCUUUGUCAGCCUCACCGACAUCCGCUACUGCUACUACAAGGACACGCCCAAGGUCCUCGGCCAGACCUACGGCAUGCUCGUCCUCCAAGACUUUGAGGCCAUCACGCCCAACCUCCUCGCCCGCACCAUCGAGACCGUAGAGGGCGGCGGCGUCGUCCUCCUCCUCCUCAAGACCAUGACCAGCCUCCGCCAGCUCUACUCGCUCGGCAUGGACGUCCACCGCAGCUACCGCUCCUCGGCCUCGGACGACGACCCCGUCGCACGCUUCAACGAGCGCUUCCUCCUCUCCCUCGGCGCUUCCCCCGACACCCUCCUCCUCGACGACGAGCUCAACGUCCUGCCCCUCAGCCGCGCAAAGGACAUCCAGCCCCUUCCAGAGACCGACACCGGCGGCAGCGGUGCCGGCAGCGGCAUCGGCGGCGGCGUCCGCAAGGGCAAGCAGCGCAUCGCCGCCGACCAGGACCUCGCCAACCUAAAGGACCAGGUGCGCGAGACAAAGGUCGUCGGCGACGUCGUCCGCCACGCAAAGACCCUCGACCAGGCAAAGGCCGUCCUCACCAUCCUCGACAUCCUCGCCAGCUCGUCGCUCUCGACCACCGUCGCCCUCACCGCCGCCCGCGGCCGCGGCAAGUCGGCCGCCCUCGGCCUCUGCAUCGCCGCCGCCGUCGCCCACGGCUACAGCAACAUCUUUGUCACCAGCCCGAGCCCCGAGAACCUAAAGACGCUCUUCGAGUUCGUCUUCAAGGGCCUCGACGCCCUCGGCUACGACGAGGUCGCCGACUGGGACCUCCAGCGCGGAACGGGCGAGUGGAAGGACGUCGUGGUCCGCGUCAACAUCUUCCGCGGCCACCGCCAGACGAUCCAGUACAUCCAGCCCCAGGACCACCAGGUGCUCGGACAGGCCGAGCUCGUCGUCAUCGACGAGGCCGCCGCCAUCCCGCUGCCCCUCGUCCGCAACCUCAUGGGACCCUACCUCGUCUUUCUCUCGUCGACCAUCAACGGCUACGAGGGCACCGGCCGCAGCCUGUCGCUCAAGCUCAUCCAGCAGCUGCGCGAGGCGGCGCGCGGCACCGCCAGCAGCACGGGCGACCACGACGACGACGACAGCACCGCGCUGGCGGCCACCUCGUCGUCGUCGACGUCGGCCGGCGCCUCGGGCUCCAAAGCCGGCAGGAAGGACGCCAAGGGCAGCCUCAGCACGGGGCGGGCGGCGGGCGCCGCGCUGGCGGCGCGCAGCCUCAAGGAGGUCGAGCUCAAGGAGCCCAUCCGCUACUCUGCCGGCGACAACAUCGAGUCGUGGCUGCACGAGCUCCUCUGCCUCGACGCCACCCUGUCGCGCACGUCGGCAUCGGCGCUCAAGGCGCGCGGCUGCCCGCACCCGUCGUCGUGCGAGCUGUACAUGGUCAACCGCGACGCCCUCUUUAGCUACCACCCGGCCUCGGAGGUCUUUCUGCAGCGCAUGAUGUCGCUCUACGUGGCGAGCCACUACAAGAACUCGCCAAACGACCUGCAGCUCAUGAGCGACGCGCCCGGCCACCGCCUGUUUGUGCUGCUGGCGCCCCUCAAGCCGGGCGACGGCGGCGGGCUGCCCGAGCCGCUGUGCGUGGUCCAGGUGGCGCUCGAGGGCAACAUCAGCCGGCAGGCGGUGCUCAACAGCCUCAGCCGCGGCUCGCGCGAGGCGGGCGACCUGAUCCCCUUCCUUCCAGGACGCCGACUUGCCUCGCUCUCGGGCGCGCGCGUGGUGCGCAUCGCCGUGCACCCCGACUACGCCAGCAUGGGCUACGGCGGCCGCGCGCUCCAGGCGCUCGAGGCCUUCUACCGCGGCCAGCUCCUCGAUGCCGACGCGGUGCGCGACGACCUCGACUCUGGGGAGACGUUUGCCGCCGCCCGCGACCGCCGCGUCGACGGCCAGGCCGGACUGCAGGGCGACGAGAUCGCCGUGCGCGACGCGGCCAAGAUGCCCGCGCUGCUGCAGCGCCUCUCGGAGCGCCGCCCGGAGCCGCUCGACUGGAUCGGCACGUCGUACGGCCUGACGCCGAGCCUGUUCAAGUUUUGGAAGCGCAACGGCUACGUCCCGCUCUGGGUGCGCCAGCUGCCAAACGACCUGACGGGCGAGUACUCGACGGUGCAGAUCAAGGCGCUGGCCGAGUCGUCGUCCGGCGCCACGUCGUCGGGAUCGGCGUGGCUGGGCGCGCUGGCCAAGGACUUCCGGCGGCGCUUCAUCUCGCUGCUCUCGUACCGCUUCCGCGAGUUCACCUCGGUGACGGCGCUCACGAUCCUCGAGGCGGCGACGCAGGGCGCCAAGCUCGACGCGGAGGCGGGCCAGGCGGCCAGUGCGCCGGCGCUGGGCGCCGCGGAGCUCGGGAUGCUCCUGACGCCGUUUGACAUGAAGCGGCUCGACUCGUACGGCAGCAACAUGGUCGAGCUGUCCGUCAUCCUCGACCUGGUGCCGACGCUGGCCGCCCUCUACUUCAACGGGCGGCUGCGCGCCGUGCGCGAGGACGAGAGCGAGGUGCAGGAGGACGAGGAGGAAGAGGAGGAGCUGCGGCUGUCGGCGCUGCAGUCGUCGCUGCUGCUGAGCAUCGGGCUGCAGCGCAAGUCGGUCGACGACGUGGCCGACGAGCUGCGGCUGCCGGCGCAGCAGACCAUGGCGCUGUUUGUCAAGACGGUGCGCCUCAUCGUGCGCAGCCUGCGCAAGGUCGCGAAGCGCGACGAUCACGAGGCGGGCCAACGGGAUGGCGACGAGGAGGAGCAGGAGGACGAGGGCGAUGACGAUGAAGGCGACGACGACGCGGCGACGCUCGAGGCCAAGCGCAAGCUGAUUGACAGCAUGGACCUGUCGCGGUACGCCAUCGUCGACGACGACGACGGUGCGCAGCGCGACUGGAGCCAGGCCGAGAAGCAGGUCGACAAGCUGCUCCACAGCGGCGCGGGCGGCGUCAACUCGACCGUCUCGGUUAAGGGCGCCAAGCGCGCCGCUGCCGAUGAGGACGACGCCGCGUCGCCCGCGAAUGGCGGCGGUCGUGGUGCCAAGAGGGGCGGGGCGUCGUCGACUGGGCGGGGAGGGAAGAGGGGAGGGGGAGGGGCCAAGACGGCCAAAAAGGCGAGGAGGUGA